AUGCCGCCUCGCCGCGUGGGCCUGGCCGACCGCACUGCCUCGCCGCCUCGCCGCGUGGGCCUGGCCGACCGCACUGCCUCGCCGCCUCGCGGCGUGGGCCUGGCCGACCGCACUGCCUCGCCGCCUCGCCGCGUGGGCCUGGCCGACCGCACUGCCUCGCCACCUCGCCGCGGCCGACCGCACUGCCUUGCCGCCUCGCCGCGUGGGCCUGGCCGACCGCACUGGCUCGCCGCCUCGCCGCCUCGCCGCAUCGCCGCCUCGCCGCCUCGCCGCCUCGCCGCCUCGCCGCCUCGCCGCCUCGCCGCCUCGCCGCCUCGCCGCCUCGCCGCCUCGCCGCCUCGCCGCCUCGCCGCCUCGCCGCCUCGCCGCCUCGCCGCGUGGGCCUGGCCGACCGCACUGCCUCGCCGCCUCGCCGCCUCGCCGCCUCGCCGCGUUGGCCUGGCCGACCGCACUGCCUCGCCGCCUCGCCGCGUGGGUUUGGCCGACCGCACUGCCUCGCCGCCUCGCCGCGUGGGCCUGGCCGACCGCACUGCCUCGCCGCCUCGCCGCGGCCGAGCGCACUGCCUAGCCACCUCGCCGCGGCCGAGCGCACUGCCUCGCCGCCUCGCCGCGGCCGAGCGCACUGCCUCGCCGCCUCGCCGCGUGGGCCUGGCCGACCGCACUGCCCCGCCGCCUCGAAGAGUGGGCCUGGCCGACUGCACUGCACUGCCUCGCCGCCUCGCCGCCUCGCCGCCUCGCCGCGUAGGCCUGGCCGACCGCACUGCCUCGCCGCCUCGCCGCGUGGGCCUGGCUGACCGCACUGCCUCGCCGCGUAGGCCUGGCCGACCGCACUGCCUCGCCGCCUCGCCGCGUGGGCCUGGCCGACCGCACUGCCUCGCCGCCUGA
Molecule: messenger RNA, 885 nt
Organism: Schistocerca americana (American grasshopper)
Lineage: Eukaryota; Metazoa; Arthropoda; Insecta; Orthoptera; Acrididae
Exons: 1
Coding region: 1-885 (294 amino acids)
Source: RefSeq, a predicted model, not a curated record